AUGAAAAAAUCAAAAAAGUAUGAUAACCUUGAUGACGAGGGGAUAGAAAUACACGAUAAUGACGAUAAUAAUAAUAGACAGCAAUAUACAUCACCUCCACGUAGUGGUACCACUUCUACAGUAUCAACAUAUCAAGCUACUACUCCACAGCAACCUUCUGCUAGACCUACAGCACAUACAUCUUUAUUGAAUCCAAAUUAUCAGAAUUAUCAGAAUUUCCCUCAAAUACCAAUAUCUGUUACUAGACCAUCUUCUUCUAAUAAUAACAAUAAUAACAAUAAUAAUAAUAAUAAUAAUGGAAGUAAUUUUAUUUAUGAUUAUACAGUUCCAUCUCCAAAGGAUCAAAGUCAUUAUCAAUUAGACCCAAAUGUAACACCUUUGAAUCGUAGAAGAAGAAGAUUAUCGUCAAAUAGUCAACUUGGAUUAAGUGUAAAUAAUAAUAAUAAUAAUGGUAAUUUGGCAAUACCUCCUAAUACCUAUUUGGUAGGUGAUGAUGAAUUGAGUGACUAUGAAGAAGAGGAAGACCCAGCAAACUAUCCAUCCCUUAUUCCUCAUAGUUGGGAUAAUGGUGCUUGUUGUAAACAUCCUCCAUCUGAACACAUUAACAAGGAUCAUAUACCAUCUCAUCACCAUCAACAACCACAUCAUAUUUCAUCACACCCUCAUCAACAACAACAAUCAACAAGAGAACCUUCUAAUUUACGUCAGUCUUGGAGUAGAGACCAAAUUGAAAAGGAAGAGGAACAAGAAGUAGAAAAGGAAAAGAUUCACGAAAAGGUACGAGCUUUAGAGUUGGAGGAUGAAGAGGAAGAGAUUGCAUGUUCGGUUGCACGAUCAUCUCUUAUCAUUCCCUUUCAAUUCAGUAAUCAUAAACAGUCUACAUCGUAUUGGAUCCAGAGUCUAUUGGAUAGACGUGUUGCACUUGUAGACGGUACAACCGUUCCUGUUUGGGAAGCUUUGAAUGACCUACCCAAUGAAAUGGUAGAACUAUCACGUCAAUUUAGAAAUGUGAUUGGUGCUACCAAUGUACCUGGAGUAGCAGCUGGCAGCGACUCUAAAUCAACGUGGAGAUGUAGACGUUUGCGUAUGAACAAAAAAGCAAAGGACGGAGUAUUCCCAAAACCAAAGUUAUGGACCGUUGAAAGACGCCAAGACAAGAUGAAGGAUAUCUACAAAGAGGUUCGUUUUGAAGAUAUCAAUCUGUUAGUAUUCCCACUAGGUGUUGGUAUUUUAGUUUUUAAUAUCGAUUGGAUGACUGAACAAGCUCACGUUCAUCAUGACAAUAGCUAUACCGACCGAUCUGCUCGUACCUCUACCGAUCAUCCAGACUUUGGUAUUCCACAUCACGAAUCAUUCCUCUUGGAAGAGUUUAGAACUUGGCUCUAUAUCAGUAAAUUCCGUCAUAAAGUUAAAAGUGUAGCUAGAGGUUGGAGUUUUGGUGAUUUACCUGGAUCCCAACAUUCUCAACAAGACAAAGAAAAAGAAAAAGAAAAAGAUAAGAAAUCAUCUUCAUCCUCAUCUCUAUCAUCUUCAUCACCACCACAACAAUCACAACAAUUUCCAAAUUAUAGUCUAUCAAAUCCACAUCCAAAUCAUCUUGAUAGUUUGGGAAAGAAAUUGACAAAGUCUUUGUAUGGUGGUAGACCAAUCUCUCUCAAUAGUAUUGCCAAUUGGUUGAUUUUGUUGGCAAGCGAGAAACCAAACUCUAAUCCACCCUCUUCGGGAUCAUUGACAUCACGUGUUGGUACUGGCGGACACGCCUACCACCACACGACCGUCAUUCUCGACAAGAAACCAUCCGAAGUUACUCUUCAGACGUAUCUGUUCCAUUUGCGUCGUGCACUUGGUCAAAAGAAUCGUCCUCCUCUUCAAAACCUCGACCCUUCCUCUUCACUUGGAUCGAGUACACUCGACCGAAUACUUGUUCCACGCAUGAACCGAUACAUUGGUAUCUCUAGAGAGGGUAUUGUGUGUUUGACAUGGCCAACGGAAAAGAGCGACCGUAUCGGCAUCCUCAACUGGCACCGCAAGUUCCAGGGAAUCUAUCUAGUACUAUCACUACAUGCACAUGGAGAGCGAGCAGUCUUGGAGGAACUCAGUACCAUGGCAAGUGUGCAAGCCGAGAAUAUGAAGCUUGAAAUUGAACGAACUAGUAUCGAUGAAUUGGCAACAUCACGUCAACAACUCAAAGAACUGGCCACUCUAGUCGCUCGAUUCACCAUUGGCAUGUCGAGUGGUGACUGUGGUGGACAGAGCGAGUACAGUGAGUUCUUUUUAACCAUGCGUCAAGUGUUUGGUAUUCCCAGUCAGAGAAAAGAGUUGCGUGAAGAGUUGGAAGACACAUUGGCAUUGCUCGAGAAUGACUAUCUAGAGGAACGUCGAAAGGUCAAGUUGGACGAACAACGUGAGGAACGGUUAGACCGUGAUCGUGGAAAACUGCAACGUUAUAAAAAGGAAAAUGCCAAAUACCGUUAUGAACUACUCAUUACAGCAUUCUCUUCCUUUACUGUACCAGCAGUAUUAUUGUCGUCGUUAUAUGGAAUGAACCUUGAUGAUUUACCCAUCCUACCAUUUUGGGGAAUUCUUCUUAUAAUGAUUACAGCUUCCUUUAUCAUUUUGACAGUAUUUUGGUUUGCAAAAAGAGGUAUUGUUGAUAAGACAGCUGACCCUGAAUCACUUCGCCAACCAUCUUCCUCCUCAUCGCAAAUGUCCUCUUCUUCAUCCUAUUCGCAUUAA
Cavenderia fasciculata is the source of this 2736-nucleotide messenger RNA. RefSeq lists its product as uncharacterized. The transcript is spliced from 3 exons. The record is from RefSeq and is a predicted model, not a curated record. The coding region runs from base 1 to 2736 and encodes 911 amino acids. NCBI's taxonomy places the organism in Eukaryota, Evosea, Eumycetozoa, Acytosteliales, Cavenderiaceae.